Molecule: messenger RNA, 1140 nt
Organism: Annulohypoxylon truncatum
Lineage: Eukaryota; Fungi; Ascomycota; Sordariomycetes; Xylariales; Hypoxylaceae
Product: DNA-binding protein
Exons: 3
Coding region: 241-1026 (261 amino acids)
Cellular component (GO): zeta DNA polymerase complex
Source: RefSeq, a predicted model, not a curated record
UUAAUCCAUUACUAUUACUAUAUUCUUCCGUCAUUUAUUUAUUACUUGAUAAAUAUCCUAAUAAAGAAUCAAUACUACGACGUUAAGUCUCAAGAUCGGUUUAUAACCUUAUUAGGUUACCAUGUGAAUUAGGGUGCUUUCACUUAACGCCUGUUUUCCCGUAUUUCUACCCCACAACGCGUCACUUAUCGUCUUUCCAAGGGUAGGGGUUUUCGUGGCACUAUCAAAUACCUUGCAAAGAUGUCUCUCCAACCAGACGACGAACCUCUCGAAGAUCAGCUGUCCGUGCCAUUGAGCCAAGCAUCCCAGCUCCUAACUUCGUUCACGCAAUUCCUCACAAUCUGCAUUCACAAUAUCCUCUAUUAUCGCUCCAUCUAUCCGGCAGAGACGUUUCUCACUAGCCGGGCAUAUAAUCUACCAGUGCACCAGUCCAGACAUCCGAAAGUAUGUUCGUGGAUCCGCGAUGCUGUUGAUGCCGUCAAGGCCCAACUCGUACUUGGUGUUGUAGAGCGUAUCGCUGUUGUUAUCUAUGACGGACAGGCAAGAGUGAUGGAACGAUGGAUGUUUGACGUCGCUCACUUCCCCGCUUGGAAAGGCUUCAAGGACGUCAGAAGCGUAAGGACAGACGAAGAAGAUGAGCUAGACGAAGAAAUAAUCGGCAACAUCGAGACCAAUAUGGAGGGGAAAGUAAAUUGGACUGAUGUAGAUGAGCAGUUACGUGCUACCAUCAGAAAGUUGGCUUACGCCGCUGAAAAGCUGAAAUCACUUCCUAAUAGCUGCACCUUCACCAUUGCGGUAGAACUGCGAGAUGAGGGUGAAGCUCCAAUCGGGCAUCCUCAACCAUGGAUACCUACACAGUCAAACCUACAAACCAAGUCCAAGGAUAGAGAAAAGGCUGGUCAAGAUGUUGGAGGAGCUAAGACAACUCCUCUCCGAGCUGUCGAAGCUGGCCCCCUAUUCUUCGAAUGUUGGGUGGAAGAGGGUGAUGCUAAAGAACAACGAUCAUCCAAUACAUCCAGUGAAUAAGACACAUAUCUAUAAUAAGGGUCAAUAGUGCAUGCCAAUUUCGAAAUCGCUGCGAUCUUAGUAAACCAUAGGCAGUGUGAUCCUAUAGCCAUAUCAUGGGCAAGUCAUAAUGAC